This is a messenger RNA of Babesia sp. Xinjiang, 1119 nucleotides long. It is a transcript of the gene proS, whose product is annotated as Proline--tRNA ligase. The transcript has a single exon. Gene Ontology annotation, cellular component: mitochondrion. Bases 1 to 1119 code for a protein of 372 amino acids. Gene Ontology annotation, molecular function: proline-tRNA ligase activity; ATP binding. The record is from RefSeq and is a predicted model, not a curated record. Lineage: Eukaryota; Apicomplexa; Aconoidasida; Piroplasmida; Babesiidae. Gene Ontology annotation, biological process: prolyl-tRNA aminoacylation.
AUGUCACGUUUGGAGCGUUUGAUUCGCGUGGAGAUGUCUCGAUUGGGUGCAUAUGAGAUUGAGUUACCCCUAAUGCAGCCUGAAGGUAUCAUAACAAGUCGUCAAUCUGAAUUUGGUGAUGACCUUUAUAAGUUACAUGAUAGGUGUGGGCGUGUUUUUCACCUCAGUCCAACCUGUGAGGAGCUUAUUUGUGCAGUUGCCAGGUCUACCCUGACCCCUUUGUCUAGGAAACACCUGCCAUUGAUGUUAUACCAGAUAAGGACUAAGUUCCGAGACGAACCUCGGCCAUGUGACAGUACUAUGCGUUGUCGUGAAUUUACAAUGAAAGAUGCAUAUUCAUUCCAUGAGGAUGUCGAUUCCGCUGUUCGCAGCUAUGAUGAUUUCAAGGAAUCUUAUAAGCGUAUACUGGGGCUAUUGCAGCUUAAUUAUACGAUAACAAAUAUAGAUAUGCCAGGUUGUUUUGAAGACGAAUUUAAUGUGUCGCUGCCAGUUUCUGAGGGCGGUGGUCACCUGGAAAUAGCACAUAUAUUCCAAUUAGGUACAUCCCUGAGCAAAGAGUCAGGUCUGGAAUAUGAAGUGGAAGGUAGGGUGAAGCGCCCUGUAUACAUGAACUCGUAUGGCAUUGGACUACAUCGAGUUCUAUACGCAUUGGCGGCGCAGCACAGCGAUGGCGCUGGGCUGCGCCUGCCUCAAAUAAUCGCACCAUACGAUAUCGCUAUAUUGUUAUGUGAUGUGAGAGGUCGUGACUUAGCGGUUAAAUUGCAGAAGCUGCUGGCCCAAAGGGGCCUGGACACCCUGCUUGACGAUUCGACCUUACCAGUGAGGCAGCGUGUAGCUGACCUCCGUACAGUGGGUAUACCUCAUGUUGUGUACGUGCCUGGCUGUGUUGGUGGUCAUGCAUUAAGGGAGCUUGAUGGUGAUACUUCUGAGGGGAUAAUGGCUGGGGCCAUUGCGUCGAACAAAUAUAACCUGGGUCAAUCCUACUCUUCGAUCCUCGCUCGUAGUGAGGAAGGUAUAGGUGAUGACAUUAUGGACAGAGAGGUCCUGUACAGUUGUCGAGGCGUGGACGGAGAGUUUGCCAUGACAGUAUCCCGUCUACUAGGUCUGCUGUGCGUGUGA